CCGCCAUGGCGGGAGGCCGCCCCGGGAGGCGGGCGCGCUCGGCCGGGGAGGCCCGGGAAGGUGCUGCUUCCUCUCCUCCCAGGCGAAGGUCCGAGAGAAACUUGCCUUCCUCAGCUUGUCCAGUGUCCCAGGAUAACCCCAGUGGGGUGACCAGGAAAAUGAUGGGCACCCCGCGCCCAGGUGCCUCUGUCAUGCGCACGAUAACCCUGAGAAAGAUUAAGCCGCGGAAUCAGCAGGAUCAGGUGAAAGAAAGCGAUUUAAUUCCUCGUCGGAGUCCAAGGAUCUCCUUAAAAGAAAACAAGGAGAACAGCCCCCCGGGGGGCCCUGAAAAUCAAAGCCCCCACGGAGGGGAGGCCCCGAAGAAAAGCCCGUCUUUUACCCCGCGCUGCCCCUUGAAUCUCGAUGCAGAGAACUCACCGAAAGAGACUAAUAAUGUCCUGUCCCCGGUCAGCGCCAACACGCCAGAAUCUCCGCUGGGAUGCGAACGAGACCUGGCCAUGGCCAAGCGUGUGCGCCGGUCUUACAGCCGCCUGGACCUCUCCUUGUCCCGCAGCUUCACGGACAAGCCGGAGUUUCCCAGCUUCAGCCUCGCCGGCACCUCCACACCCGCCGGUGCUCCCAGCAAACGGCAAACCCUCUUCGGUUUUGAGAAGCUGCUGCUUCCGGGGGAGCUGGCCGAGCCCUCCGCGGAGCAUAUCGCCAGCGCCCCCAAGGCAGCGGCUGCAGAAAGCGGGGCCUUCGGGAAGCCGGACACCGACAUCCCCGGCAUCUCGUUCGGCAGGGAGAAGCGAAGGAAGAAGAAGGUGCCCGAGUUUGAUGAAUCAAAGAUGGACGAGUGGGCCGCACAGAUGAACGCCGAGUUUGAGGAAGCUGAGAAAUUUGACCUCCUUGUGGAGUGAAGAAAUGCAUCUGCUCCGCAUAUUGUUGGUGGCCAGAAUGUUCCUUGUACAUAAUCCCCCCCUAGGAGGACGCUUAAACUUUCUUGGCAUAAAACUGUAGAUCCCCCCCCCCCCGCCCAUUUUACAGGCUUACUUGCCGACAAAAGGCAGCCGACGCUUCUCUUGAUGCUCCCCCUUAAAAACAAAAGAUAUUGUGUUCUGUGGGGUUACCAGGAAAUAUUUUUUUCUCGUCCGCAACCUGAAAAUACGUGCAGAAGGGUCUGAAUUCUAUGCGGUAUCACAAUUUUUGUAAUAUGGCUCGGCUAACUGAUUUCUUUUUCCCUCCCUAUUCCCAGAACAGGCAGAAAAUAGGCAAGAUGCUCAGGUGCAUUCUAGUCUUUGAAAGAGCCACGAGUUUCUCCCAGUAGUUUAAUAUUUUAUUAUUAUUAAUUUUCUUCUGCGUUUGCCUUCUGAAAAAUCACGUCUGCUUCAAUGGAGUGGGAACUAGGUUUGCUCAGCCAGCUUCCUUUUGUGUGUGUGUGUGGGGGGGGCAGGUUAAUGGGGAGCAGGCCUGUUUUAAGGAACAGCCUGUUUUUUAAGCCUCUCUCUGGCCGUCUCUCUUAAAGGACUCCUCCCAGUUGAUGAAGCUUUUGAUGUUCGGUUUGUCUCUUGUCCCGCUGGUGAUGUUUCGCAGUGCAGCCCCG
This is a messenger RNA of Pseudonaja textilis, 1582 nucleotides long. RefSeq names its product cell division cycle associated 5 (gene CDCA5). Gene Ontology annotation, cellular component: nucleus. Gene Ontology annotation, biological process: double-strand break repair; positive regulation of exit from mitosis; mitotic metaphase chromosome alignment. NCBI's taxonomy places the organism in Eukaryota, Metazoa, Chordata, Lepidosauria, Squamata, Elapidae. The record is from RefSeq and is a predicted model, not a curated record.